Molecule: messenger RNA, 1572 nt
Organism: Exophiala viscosa
Lineage: Eukaryota; Fungi; Ascomycota; Eurotiomycetes; Chaetothyriales; Herpotrichiellaceae
Product: hexokinase
Exons: 1
Coding region: 1-1572 (523 amino acids)
Biological process (GO): glycolytic process; glucose 6-phosphate metabolic process; intracellular glucose homeostasis
Cellular component (GO): mitochondrion; cytosol
Molecular function (GO): D-glucose binding; fructokinase activity; mannokinase activity
Source: RefSeq, a predicted model, not a curated record
AUGACCAUUCUCGACUUCCUCCGCAAGGUCCUGCGGCACCUCGCUGCACUCCUCCUCUUUCGAUCGUCCCUGAAGACCUCAUCUGUGUCACCCAAGUCCUCCAACAAGGAAUUUACAGUAGUGGAAACAACGGAAAACAUUCGCACGUUAGAUUCCCUCAAGGAUGAGAUCAUGCGCCUAUUCAGACAGCCGUGUAACAUACGCCGGAUGCUGUCCAUGUCUUCCGCAAUCCGCAUACAGUACAAAGCCAGGUUACGAGACAGUGAGGCUUGUAUGCUACCCUCAUUCAGCCACACCCUCCCCAGCGGACAAGAAACAGGCACGUAUGUGUCCCUAGAUGUUGGUGGGUCUACCUUCCGAGUGGCCAUAGUUGCGUUAAGCGGAAGAGAGGGUCAAUCAACUCCCAUGUGCAUCGAACACAUGAGCACAUUCAGGAUUGACGAACGAAUACGCCGAUUACCCUCGAAAGAAUUCUUUGAUUGGAUGGCAGGCAGUAUCCAAGCCACGUUAGAGUCACAAUCAAGAGACUGGCCGUCCGAUCAGCCUCUUCCCGUGGGGCUAGCGUGGAGCUUUCCAAUCGAGCAAACAAGUCAUCGGAGUGGCAAGAUGCAGAAUAUGGGCAAGGGCUUCGCGUGUCAUGAAGAUACGAUUGGCAUGGAUCUGGGCACGUUGAUCGAGGCUGCAUGUGCAAAACGACAAUUGAACGUUAGCGUCAACGCCAUUGUCAAUGACUCUUCUGCCACACUACUGUCUCAGGCUUACCUGGAUCCUGCUACCUCGAUGGGCUUGAUUCUGGGGACCGGAACCAAUGCCGCAGUAUAUCUGCCUACUUCGUGCAUGGGGUUGUCCAAAUUUGGCACAAGGGAUCAGUCUUGGUUUCAGAGUGCUGGUAAGGUCAUCACCAAUACCGAACUUUCAAUGUUUGGAAAAUCUAUCCUGCCACAAACCCGCUGGGACGAGAUUCUGAACAGAGAACAUCAACACCCUGAUUUUCAGCCUCUUGAGUAUAUGACUACAGGUCGUUAUCUUGGAGAAUUGCUAAGGCUGAUCAUCAAUGAGGCCGUCGACACGCGGGACCUGUUUGAUGGGAACAUGCCACUUGCUUUGACCGAACCUUACUCGCUGGACACGCAAACCAUGGCAAGACUCGAACAGGACAGUUCCAGCGAUAUGGGUGAUUCGAUAUCCAUGAUAAAGACCACUUUCGAGCUGAAGGUGCCCCCUUCGAUCGAAGAGGUGACUUUUCUACGCACGGCAGCCGAGAUGAUCUCGUAUCGGGCCUCUGCUUACAUGGCAGUAGCCGUCCACGCCCUGUGGGCGUUGCAAAAAGAUGUAGACAUUAAUCCAGUCACGGACAAAGGAUGCCCCAAGACGUCCAUUGCAUGUAAUGGCAGUGUCAUCCUCAAAUAUCCUGGCUUCAAAAACAGGUGCGAGGACUUACUUCGACAGAUGGUGAACGAAGCUUCACCAGCAACAUCAUCUCUUGCCAAAGAAUCAAUCGUUCUGCAAGCGACUGAGGAGGCAGCCAUUUAUGGUGCCGCUGUUGCUGUCGCUCUAGCUGAAACGCAUUGA